GCUCGGUGCUCCGACCAUGUCUCUACUGUUCCGAGUGCUCCAUGGCGAAUGUCAUCCAACAUGGAUGGCACGGUUCUCAACGAGCGCGCCCGUGCUGGCGCGGAAGAAGGUCAAGGCCCCACCGGUACUCUCUAAGAAACAGCUCGCAGCCAAGGCUAAAAAACGUGCGCUAAAAGCGAAGGAGAAGAGCAUAUACGAGAAGGAAAAAAUGACACUUGCGCAGGCCAUCAAUGUCCUUCGUGCAGUCGAGGUCGCGUCGCCAAACUCAGCCUAUGAACUGACAAUCAAGACUGGAAUGCCCAAAGGCGUAGCUGUCCCGAAAGGGCGCAUCGUGUGGCCGCGUGAGGCGAAGCCCCGCUCCAGGGAUCGCAUCCUGGUAUUUGCAGAGGGAAAAAAAGCGGACGAGGCUCGGUCGGCGGGUGCCGACAUUGUGGGUGGUCCGGAACUCAUUGAGGGUGUUAUUAACGGUCGCCACCAAGCUACGACGAUCCUGUGUACGCCCGACCUCAUCCGCGCUAUCACUCCGAAACUCGGUCGUGUCCUGGGUCCUCGUGGAUUGAUGCCUUCAGAGCGGCGAGGUACCGUCACCGACGACGUCGCCGGCUAUAUCCGCCGUUUAGCAGGCUCCGGAGAGUGGAGGGCGGACAAAGAGGGAACCAUCCGGGCUCCCGUUGGAAGGAUGCACUGGCCCAUAGAUGACGUGAUGACUAAUGUUAGGCAUGUCCUGAACCUGGUCAAGCGGGCCACAGGGAACAUCAAGGAUCCCAAGGACAAAGACAAGGAUAUACCUGUGAAUCCAAUCACGCGAGUGGUCCUCAGUUCUCAUAAGGGGCCUGGAAUUACUAUCGGAGAUACUUAGGGUACAGCUGCAGUAAUGCCUACAGAUUAUUGUGAGAUGCACAGCGGUGGACAACAUUUGACAUAAG
Molecule: messenger RNA, 926 nt
Organism: Punctularia strigosozonata HHB-11173 SS5
Lineage: Eukaryota; Fungi; Basidiomycota; Agaricomycetes; Corticiales; Punctulariaceae
Product: ribosomal protein L1
Exons: 6
Coding region: 17-859 (280 amino acids)
Biological process (GO): translation
Cellular component (GO): large ribosomal subunit
Molecular function (GO): structural constituent of ribosome; RNA binding
Source: RefSeq, a predicted model, not a curated record